UGACUAACUGUAUUCUAUCUAUUCAGGUUGAAAUGCAAUCAAACUUAGACCCUGACUUCAGUGUAUGAUGAAAUGCAUUUAAUAAUACUGCCAUUGAUUGGUAGCUAAGAAUGAGAAAGAGAUCUGUUUGAUAUCGCUAUCUCAGUUAUGCAGAACUAAUUUGAUAAUACGAAAAGAAACGGAAAUUAAUUGCGAUAAUUCUAUGGACAAUGAAAUUGUAGUGGAGCCAUUACAGUGCUACUAUCUAUUGCAGCACCAGAAACGUACAUUCCAUUUUUGGGGUCGUUUGGAAACAUCGACUUACUGAACAUACUGAUGAAAUUACGGUCGUUGUAUUGAGUCGAAGGAGAGUCAUAAAAAGGCCAAGCCAUACAAACUGGUCAUGGCAUUUGAUGGAGUCAUGGCCAAUUGGAUACAUCACACUGUAUCCAAAAGAGAAGCAGACCCUCCGAAUAGUCCUAAUGAUUUAAAGAGAAAUAGUGGGGGCGGAUCCGGUGGAAGUGGUGGGGGGAGUGGGGGUGCUGGUGGUGGUAAUGCUGGGGGUGUGGCUCCUUUUGAAUUCAUGAAGAGUGCCUACUUCGUCGUCGUCAUUUCUCUAUCUAUCAUUUGUGGUCUGAUUAUCCUUAUCUUUGUCACUCGGUACGCCAGAAGACAGUACGCCAAAGGGCACCUCGACACUCAUCUCGUCAAGAGAAAACACAGAAAGCUAUGUUGUCGAAAACGGCGGAAAGAGUUGACCCAGGAGAUAGCAGUGCAGCAGUUGAGGUCUCACGAGGAGGUGGACUGUGACCCAGUGCUACUCACAGAGUCUCUCAGUGGAGUUCCUGUCAACGAGGAGACUGAGAAGAGUUACUACUUCAGAAUGAAGGCACUUGACCAGAUACACGAUCUAGAUGACUGCAUAGUUCGCAGUUGUAAGAGCGACAAUCCUCAAGUACUCAAACAGAUUGCCAGAGCUCCAAGGAGUGACCUAAAAAACUACUUCCGCAAAGUCAGGGAACCCAUCCAUAUUGAUGAUGACCAGAGUUCAGGAGGUAAAUCCUUCUCCUCUGGCAAGCGAAAAAGACGCAAGAGCAACCCUCAAGGUCUCUUGCGGGGAGAUGAUAACAGGAAGUCAGUAGCACACCCGGGUAUGACGACCCAGGGACCCCUAUGGGGAACAAAUCUGGAACUAACCAAGAAUUUCAGAAUCGAAUAUGACGUCGCAAGAUUUGGUCCUGCACCAUUCAACGCCAACCGAUAUUCCCAGUACACAGAAGCUUUAAACCAGCUCAAGCAAAGUAUAACCAGUCAGUCGAAACCCCUGAAAAACAAGCGACAAGGAGCUGGAGGAUCAAUGAUGGGGGGAUCCAAAGCAGUGUCGUCAGUCUCUCACAACAAAUCCACAUCCGGCGGCCAGAGCUCCCUCUCCAAGGGUCUAGGCGAGUCGGUAGCUUUCGCAUCGAUAUCAGGCGCACCUGUUAAGUCAAUCAACAACCAACAGACGUCACAUAGAAAUCAACAUCAUAACUUGACCUCAACAGCACAAGCGUUGUUAAAUAAUCCCAGGUCAAACAUACAACACAGAAAACAACAGCAAAGGUCAAAGUUACAGGUCCAACCUUCAGAAGAAGAGUAUUUUCAACUCACACCCACAGCAUCGGUUAGGUCAGAUAUUAGUGCAGCUAAUGUGAAUUCUCUGUCAAGAGAGGGACUGAGGUCAUUUCAGAAUACAAAUUCGAACACGAAGAAUAGUUUGAAAGAAAGUCGACCAUCAAAUAGAUACACAACAGAUUUGACUACAGGGGUGGCAACGAGUAAUACAGUUAAUAGUGGCACUGAGUUUCUUGAAAGUAGUGUGGAAGAAUCUUCAGAUACAGACGCUACAGUGGAAAGGCUGCCUCUUUUGCCCAGAAAUGAGUACUCUAAUUCUAGUCAACCGAGGGGAAGUGGUAUGACUACCAGUACUCUAAACCCUAAUCACAGUGUAUCUCAAACGCACAAACAAAGAUCAACAGGAAGUAGAAGUCAUAGCAAUUCGAGCAGAAGACGCGAGUCAAAUUUGUAAAUUUGGAAUGACACUGAUUUGCAACAAAAUUCCUUAGUAAUUUCAUUUUAUAAUCUUUUUCGUGAAUGCAGUUGCGCGAAAUUUUUGAAGUAGUUUUAUACAAAUUAAACGUUUGAUUUAAGCUAGUUAAGUUUUUCAUUUA
Molecule: messenger RNA, 2189 nt
Organism: Symsagittifera roscoffensis
Lineage: Eukaryota; Metazoa; Xenacoelomorpha; Acoela; Convolutidae
Exons: 7
Coding region: 383-2047 (554 amino acids)
Source: RefSeq, a predicted model, not a curated record